AUGAACUACUCACGUUGGGACCACAUCGACGACAGCAGCAGCAGCGAGGACGACGACAACGAAGUUUCAAUCGGGGCAUGGAUAAGGAGCACAAAUCAAAUGCAGUCGCGUCCAGCCCGGCGUCAAAACAGUUGGGGGGACCUUCUGGACAACGCCACGAUCCGUCGCAAGCAUAUGGAUUUGCUGCUUACGUUGCAAGACACACGGCUCCACGUGAAGACCGCUGGGUUUGAUGCGGUGUCGUCUGGCUUUGUGUCUACCGCACCGGUCACAUCCUUGGCGAAAGUGGACUCGAUCACAACGUUGCGACAUGGUGUAAUCAAUCGUGGCACUAUCUUGUGGUGCAAGGUGGCGGCGCCUGUGAUGCGGAUUGUGGGCGUGCUAGUACUUGUUGACGAUGGAUCUGGCCAAUUGUUUCAAAUUGGCUUGUACAACUUUGUCGACAGCCAAGCGUCGACAUUGGAUUGCCAGCGCUUACUGCUGGAGGGGACACUGCUGGGGGUGAAGGAGCCCUACGUCAAGACAUUUGCGAGUGGAUUCAUGGGCUUGAGGACUGAUCAUCCAUCCAACAUUGUGGUGAAGCGACCAAACGAGCAGAUGCAUGCAACCGUGCCCCCAACAGCAGCAUCAUCGAUUGAAGGAUUAAAAGCCCAAGGCAAUGCGCACUUUCAAGCAGGUGAUAUCAUAGCUGCCGAAUCGUGUUACUCGGCAGCGUUAAAGCAAACCACCGAGGCAGCAUCCCCUGACAUGACUGUGGCAUUACUGAACAACCGCGCCAUGUGCUCGCUCAAACGCUGCGCGUUCGUCGAAGCACUAGAAGAUGCCACCAAAGCUCUGUCCCUCGUGCCCACGAAUGCGAAGAGUCUGUUUCGUCUGGCGUUGGCCCUCACCGGGUUGCGUCGACACGAAGAAAGUCAUGCGAUUUUGAUGUUGCUGCCUCGGUCGAAAGACGUCAUGACGUGGCGGGACGUGGUGGCUCGUCGGGUGGCUGAGAGCAUCCAUGGUCACUUUAAGCCCAUCGACGUGAUGGGCGGGACAAUUGUUGAAGACUACAUUGGUCCUGUGGAAGUAAAGAUGACGCGAGGCAAGGGGCGUGGGUUGUUCUUGACACAACCUGUUCGCAGGGGCGACUUGUUGUUGGUUGAGAAGGCGUACGCGACGUCGCUGGCGAUUUUGAACGAAAGAAGGAGGUGA
Messenger RNA from Aphanomyces astaci, 1194 nucleotides. RefSeq lists its product as hypothetical. The record is from RefSeq and is a predicted model, not a curated record. The transcript has a single exon. The coding region runs from base 1 to 1194 and encodes 397 amino acids. Gene Ontology annotation, molecular function: protein binding. Lineage: Eukaryota; Oomycota; Saprolegniomycetes; Saprolegniales; Verrucalvaceae.